This is a messenger RNA of Ectocarpus siliculosus, 5701 nucleotides long. The record is from the annotation of a GenBank genome assembly. NCBI's taxonomy places the organism in Eukaryota, Phaeophyceae, Ectocarpales, Ectocarpaceae.
AUGGUAGUGGCCUCUCCUCAGCGCCCUGUUCGAGAGCGAAACUCGAAGAGUUUAUCCCCGCGACAUCCAGCACCAACUCAUGCGGAGCCGCCACCGGGUUCCGCCGUCCGUCAUACGAAGUUUAACCACAAGAGCAUAGAGAGGCUACGAAGCAUAGGCUUUCCCAGGGCCAAUGGAGGGGGCUUUGUAACCUCCAAGAGUGGUGGAAUCAGCGCAAGCGAAUUUGGAGAGGGCAGAGCCGAACAUGAUCAUCGAGUGAACCAAGAUGGACACGGGCGGGGAAAAGGCGGGCAGUCUCAAGCUUCGGGCUUUCCAGCGAGCUUUGAACAUGUGGGGGGCGGCGACAAUGAAAAAGUGUGGAAGCCGGAGGACAAAAAGUCCCCCGAGGCAUCCAUUCCUCGCAGGACUAACGGGACGAAACGGGCGUACGAGCUGGCACUCAAGGCGUUCCAAGACCUAGCGCGCGAGUUCGACUUGCCUUCGAGUCGCCGGCCUCUGACGCCCGAGGCGAUAGGCGUUGGUUCCGUCGAAAGUGGAGGCCAGCCUCCAAGUGACGAAUCAGUGGCAUGCAUGUCCGAUCAGUCCGAUCAGGGGGGAAGGUCUUCACGCACGGGGUCGAGGCCAGAGCAACAGAGCUGUUCGGGAGCCGAAUGCUUCGAAGACGCAGGCGACGACUUAGACUCGGAGGGCCCGACCACCGGCGUCUGCACGGCAGCGGAAGUGGAAGAUUUCGAUCUGGCGCUGAUGAAACCCUCUCAGCCGGCCGCCACGGCGGGGGAGGCGCGCUUCAGCAGCGCCAACGCGUGCAGCAUGCGGAAGGAUAUGACGAGGAAGACGCGCCAUCUUCUGAUGCCGGUGACUGGCGAUCUAAAGCAAGUUGAUUCCCUCGUGUCUUCUGUGGGCAUGGGGGCCGCUGCUCAGGACGGAGUCAAGGAGCGAGGAGGGAAGGCGGCUGGUGGGGGACAAGGAGUAGAGGCGAACAAUGGACGGCUUCCAGUCGGGGACGACACGGUGGACGUGCCGGGGGUGUCGGGGAUGAGUACAGCCCCCGCAGGAGGAGAACAGGGGCACGUUGUACCGGGGGACCACAAGGACGGCGUGGAGGUCCAGCAACAACGGAGACCAAUGUCAGCGUCUCAUUUCGACAGCAGCAACAUUUUCAGCAUUUUCCACGAGAGAGACCUGAGAGAACGGCCUGUCACGUCUAGAACAGAAUAUAUCAGGGCGUGCGCCGAGCUUUCUCUGUCUCCCAUCCCAGUUUUUGACCAACUACUGGCCUUCGGAAGCAAAUGUGGAAAUGGCUCUGUGGCGGCAGCAGAAGACGCAGGGGAAGACUCGGACAGUAUUCCACUUUUCGAUUUGGACCUCAGGAGCUACGGGUUAGGACCCAAGCGGUCGCUCGCCUUGGCGGCGUUCUUGAAGACUUUCCGAGUGGCAACGCUCCGGUCACUCAACAUCGAGGACUGUGGCGUGCCAGAAUCAGCCAUGGUAUCCAUUUUGCAGGCUCUGAAGGAGGAGGGCCGAGGGAUCGUUUCCCUCGACAUUUCCGGGAAUCAGAUCAAGAGAGCGAGUACGGCUGAGAUUCUUUCAGAGCUUUUGGAACCCCCGGCUUCGUCUCUCAAGAUCCUCCGACUGCGCGGCUGCAGUGUGUCCUUGGCAGCACUCACGGCCCUCUUGCCCCCAAUGCAUGACCGCCGGUCCAGCGUGAAAUCGCUCUGCUUAUCUCGAAAUGGAUUUGGAGGCGAAGGAGCAGGGACAGCCCUGGCCAGCCUGAUCGACAUUAACAUUAGCCUGAAAGAGCUCGACCUUAGUGACAACCACUUGGGCGGACAACAGCUGGCUAUGAUAGUUCAAGCGCUAGCGGUCAACUCCAGCCUGCGAACGCUCGAUUUGGGAUGGAACAGUCUCUCCGAAGAAAAGGUGGCCGAUGCCCUUGUGGAAGCACUCAAAGAAAACCAAGCGCUCACCAGGCUAGAGCUGGGCUACGCGGGGCUGGGGGAAGAGGCUUGCGUGCGGCUAUCGGAGGUGCUGGUGGGCAGCAAUUAUGGCAUCAGACAUGUGGGCGUACCCGGCACCGCCAUCGGCCCUUUCGGGGCCCAGGCGCUGCUGCUGGCAAUGGGAGUCGCACGGAGACGGGGACCUGGCUCAAACGGCCACAACGGCGACGGGGCCGACGAUGGCGAAGAAGCAGAUCGCUACCAAAGCACGGGGGGGCGGAGCGACGGAAGCCGCCGCCGCAGCAGGAGCAACAGCCAAACGAGCAAGAGGAGCGUACCAAGCCGUGAGAACAGCAGGGAUACCGACAGCUGUGUUGGCGGCGGGAACGGGGCUUGGCUGACCGUUGACAUGGCGCAUUGCUGCUUGGCGAGGAAAGCGACCGACGACGGGUCGGUCGACAGGGCGGUCAACGCGUCGGCGUUCAACCCAACGUCGCCCAACGGGGAAUACACGCUGGACUUGUCGAAUGCGCUCGAUCGACACGUCGCCCGCUGGCUGCAGAGGCUGGCCAGCACUCAGUCUGGCAAGUGUUGGGUUCAAUCGAAGCUCAAUAAGAAGGCGUUUUUGUUUCCCACGGAAGCUCCAAGUUCGUUCGAGCUGCCCGAUUCCGGGCUCCUAGAGCUGACGUUCGCGGCGAACCGCCCCGUCCUACCUCCCGUCUGGAAAGAUGGUCACGUGGAAGCCGCUAUUCAGAAGGUCAAAGCCGGAGGUGACGGUGUGGACAGUCUCGUCGGCGUGCGACUGGCGGAAACAAUCAUGAGCCUCCAUCCGGUCACCCUCGCGCAAGGACACGCCAUCCUUUCGGCCUUCAGGUGGUUCAGCUCGAGCAACCCCACCUGCAGCUACCGCCUCCGGCUAGGAAUUCCUGCCGAGCGGCUGGCGGCAACCAGACUGGCGGAUAACGGCGACUGGGACAAUUUCAGGAACGGAAUGCUAGACGGGAACCCAUUCGUGUAUCCUAAGGGAGGCGGUUGGGUGCCUCCGCCACAGGGCCUACUGUGCAUCGACUACGUCUCGCCCUUUGAACCGGCAUACAUGGAAGACGGAGAGGAAACGUCGCCGUCGCCGAUGACAGAUCAAGAAUUCCGAGUGUUCAUGGCUACCCAUGUAAUCCUCGAGGACCAGCCCGCUCCUUUACAGGGCGAGGUCGCCGAGGCAUUUAUUGCCGAUGCGUUUCGAGCUUUUGACAAGGUCCGUGACGCCAUCGCCGAGAUCCAGACUAUCCAGCACGAAGAAGACUCGUCUGCUACGGUUGAUGAUGACAAGGACGGCGAUGGCAACACGGGUGGUGCCAACCAAGCUGACGACGACAGCGAGAGCGGAGACCAACAAAAGAACGACAAGGAAAACCCCUGCGAUCCAGUGGAAGCCGUGACGUUCCUGUUUCGAAGACUGACAGACCGCGAGAACUUUCACCGGGUCACCCACCAGCUCCCCGACGAGGACAUGGUACGAGUUGGAGACGCGUUGGGAUGGCUGAAUGUGUUCAACCCAUUUCGCCCGGACGGAACAUACCGGUUGAAUCUCAACCGUCCUGACGAGAAGCGAUUGGCGGCCGCCGUAAUGGAGUUGGUCCGGAUUCCGAUGGAUAUUGGAAAGCCGGCUCUCAUGCAGGCGUUUCCUUCAGGAGCGUUCGGAUCCCACACCGAAAACUUUGUACCGCCCAAGACUUGGAAGAGAGCGCUGCCGUCCUCCGGUCGGUGGUCUUUCAAAUUGGCCGUGGAGACACAGAGGACUGAUCCAUCGUCCGCUGUGCCCCCUUCAAACGAGAACGUCGGUGGCAACAACGGGAGCAACAACAUCGACGAAGACAAUGACAAGGUGGCACAGCAAGAAGAAGUGCAGCAAGAGCGGGACAACUUCGCCGAUAAGGAUCCUCCCUCCGCCGGCGAAGGUCUCCAACCGAAAGACGAAACCCAAGGAAAAGGAGGAAGCACCGACGAAAAUAUUCGUUCUACUCCAGAGACCUCAGGUGUUGACGACACUAUCGGCGGCGCAUCACCUGUUCUCCAAACAGUGGCCGUUGCUGAUGCAGCGGAACGAGGCUUUGACAUUUGGCCUGGCAGGGCCACAUGCCGUGAAGUAUGUGAGAAAUAUCUAAGCUGGGAGCUCGAAGACGAUGACUUUCGCGAGCCAGACGAGAGGGGAGGGCUGGAGGGUGACGCCGUAGAAAGCGGUCUGGGGAACACUGAGAAGCAGAGGGAGGAAGAGGUCGCGGUAAGGGCGGCCUUGAUGAGGCGGCAGGCGAAGCUGCUGGCCGCUCUGAGGGACAUGCAGACUAACGACCAAGCGGGUGGUGUUGAUGUCGGAUGACGUCCACGCAAACUGUAUAUACACGGCCGUGGGAUGGGGGUUGCCUUAUAGGGUUGGUGGAUGUUGGCUUUCGCAGCUAGUCGUUGACCUCGCGAGAUGCCCAAGUCCAGGCGGAGAACCCUUUGGUGCUGGAAAUAGCAUCAGUCGCUCUGCAGGACGAGCGGACCAGGAAAGAAAAGCUGGUUCUGGUGGCGUGUAUGUUUAACACAAACGACGCGCUGCACUGUACUUGCUUCCACAAGUCACUGUCCCAAAUGAGCCGUCGGUGGGCGUAGAUGGGGGCUUUUCGUUUUUGUGUUUAGGUGGGGUUGAACUUUAAGUCGGUUACCAUGUCAACACGGAGAAUCGCUUGUUCGGCGAUUGGGAUAGAUAAGUAAAGACGUCCUCGUUAGAUGUCAGCACAGGUAAGACCAACGACCAACAACAAAUCCACCAAGAGCAAGAGCAUCACCAACAAGAACAACAAGACGACGAUCGCGACGACGACGACGACGUCGACGACAAAAAACAAAGGAUCAAACAACAAAUAAACACACGAAAACUUUCUGGACCAUGCCGGAACGUGCGUACAUUCUAUGAUGCGCUAGUGAGACGUGCCAAGACCCAUAAACAUAUCAACAACGUAUACCAAGGCCAAGCACAGCUGGAUGCCGGCUUACGAUACAGCUCAGUCACACAAGUUAUGACACGCCUGGAUUGCGAUAACACCAACCAGGUUUCCGGUCGCGGGCGACACCCCCAGCGCCAGAAGUAUCACGUCAGAGCCCAUAUCCUGAUCGGAUAACUCAGCAUAUUGCCUCCGGUCCGUAUGUAUCAGAACAUAGAAAACUCGCUGCUUCAGCACGUACUGCUUCAGGGAGGUGAGCUGUGCCCGGCUUCGCAACGUGAUCUCACGGUACGCUUCAGCUCCAAUGUCACCUUCAUCGGCCUCCGGGUCAACUACUUCAGAUUCUGCCUCCGCUACCGCCUCGGCUAAAUCUUCGGAAGUCGCGAAAAUGUACUGUUUUUCGUCGUCCUCGUGAACCUCGUCGGCGCACGCGAAAACCAGGUAACCCAGGUAAGGCAGGGGGGCGCCGCUACCGUCGUCAUCCAUGUCGGUGAUGGCGCUCUUGAAAUUUCCGGUCGCCUUGAGGUCUGCGACAAGCGUGGCGGGGGUUGGUAGGUUGUCCUCGUCGUAUCUUGACUUUUUACCUCCGCCGGCUGCUGCAGCUGCUGGAGACACCAUGAACCUCCGGAGUGGGGCGAUAGCCGCCCCGCCGGCCUCGAGCCCUUGGAGGUUCAACCCGCGCAGAAAAUCGACGUCAGCGACUUGCUCUGGUGAAAGCGCCUCGCGGUUUUGAUCGUCGUUUCCGUCACCAUUGAAAAGCACGCACGCGUGUUCCCCGGCGAA